Trypanosoma theileri is the source of this 1008-nucleotide messenger RNA. RefSeq lists its product as uncharacterized. The transcript has a single exon. Lineage: Eukaryota; Euglenozoa; Kinetoplastea; Trypanosomatida; Trypanosomatidae. The record is from RefSeq and is a predicted model, not a curated record. Bases 1 to 1008 code for a protein of 335 amino acids.
AUGUCGCACACACAUGCCAAGCGGGCCUCACGUGGUUCUGUGAAGAAUGCGGUGCGUAUUCCAUACACAUCCUCCUCGCCCUUCACACUCUCCGCAGCCGCGGCCGAGAGUGAAGGUACACAAUGGCGGAAGUCCAGCCGCCUUCUCUCACGAGUGGCCUCCGCAGUGGCGCAGAGGAUUCUUCACACCCCGCGGCCCCCAUUAAAAUACGGCGAUAUUCUCCGCGAUGUGCCCUUUCACACACACAAUCGAAUGGUUUCCUUCUUUUCCACACAUGCCUCUUUCUGUGAAGAUGAGUUUGGUGUUUCCCAUGCCCAGUGUCUACGCUUCACACGAGGUCCAUGGAUGGGAGAAACGGCCAUUGUGAUUGGAGCCCGCGGGGGGAAUUUGUGGGUGAUGAGUCGUGAUGGUCCCAACAUUGCGUUUCCAUUAAAUCCGGUGGAAAAACACAAAUGGGAAAAGGUGGCGGUGGAACCGGAGUUGGUGCAGCGACUACGUGAGGGAUUAGAGGCGGCACGCAGAGAUGUGGAAUUGGAUUACACCACAGAGCAGCAGGAGUUUCUGCAGAAGGCACCGGAUUUGUUUAUAGAAGUUGUGGAUGACUCGGAAAGGGAAAUAUUCACUUCGGAUAUGCGGUGGAGUAUGCGAAGAUACACGAAGGAGGCUAGAGAAAAUAAUAAUAAUGAUGAUGAUAGUAAUAGUAAUAGUCAUAAUAAUGAUGAGGAUGAUGAUGAUCAUAGUAGUGUUGGAAAUGCUGUUGAACGGUCUCACAGUCGUGUAGAUGCUGAGAAUGUGGAGGGGAAUAAUAAUAAUAAUAGUAAUGAUAAUGAUAAUAGAAGUGUUACUCCUGCCAUGAGUGAGAGUAAAAAAAGUAAACGUGUGGUGAUUGUACCGCAAGUAGUGCAGUCAACAGGUGAUCUUGGUUGGGCUGGUGAAGGCAUUGUGGUAGUGAAUGGCGGUGGUGUGGAGUCAUUCGCCGCCUCUCUCUCUGCUUCUGUACUAUUGUAG